GCGGCCCGGGACAGUAUGGCGGCAGCCUUUCGGCCCGCGAAGCAAGUCCUACCGCUGCAGGCGCUGCGGAGUUUGGUGUAUCCAGGGCUGGGAGGCUCGGGCUCCACCUGCAGCCGCUGCCCUCUCGGAGCUAAAAGAUACCUACUUACAGAUAAUAUUGUGAAAUUAAAGGACUUUCAGCAUAAGAAGGUGGCCGUUGCAUGUAAUCUUCCUGGCACCAAAGAAACCUAUUUGAGAAACUUGGAAGAGAAACUGACCCAGAGUAAGCUCAUCUUGAAAGAGGAGUUGAGAACCUUACUUCAUCUGUGUGAGUCCUGGGACGACGUGGAGCUGGCUAAAAAUGUCAUUUACAGGUACCAUGCAGAGAACAGGAAUAUCACUUUGGGGGAGUACAAGUUUGGACCACUUUUCAUGAGGUUGUGCUACGAGUUGGAUCUUGAGGAAUCUGCAGUGGAGCUCAUCAAAGACCAGCAUUUGCGAGGUUUCUUCUCAGACUCCACAUCAUUCAAUAUUUUGAUGGAUAUGUUAUUUAUCAAAGGUGCAUUGGAAGUACUGAUUGAGAUGAAAAACCAAGAUGUGAAGUUCAACAAAGAUACUUACAUCCUUGCUUUUGCAAUUUGCUACAAACUGAAUAGCCCUGAAUCUUUUACAAUCUGUACCACGUUAAGAGAAGAAGCCCUCAUCAAAGGAGAAAUCCUCUCCAGGAGAGCAUCCUGUUUUGCAGUGGCAUUAGCUCUGAACCAGAACCAGCUGGCAAAAGCUAUAUCCAUUUUUUCUCAAAUCAUGAAGCCAGAAAGCAUAAUCUGCACUAAUUUAAAUCUUAUGAUCCAUAUCCAGUCAAAUAUGUUGAAAACCCUAAUAGAUAUACUAAAGGAUGCUACAGAGGGAAAUCUAUCAAGAUUUGUGAAAAAACAUGUGUUCUCAGAAGAAGUGCUGGUCAAAGUGAGGGAAAAAGUGCAGGAUGUGCCCGCUCUUCUGGCCACAUUUGAUGAGCUGUAUGAGAAACUGCACAUACAUGGCCAGGUCACCACGUACACUUUGGAUGCUCUGCUCUGCCACACCCCCAGUGACAGGAAAUCCCACACGGUGCUACUAAACAAGAGGACAGUCAGCCGUCGGACCUUCCAGCCGCUCAGCCAGUCCCUGUGGGCUGAGUAACCCUGGGUUCAAACCAUCCGUGGGUCUGAGUUGGAGGGGGGCCUGCUUCUAGUGAAUUACUGGCUUCCUAAGAAAUCAGGCAUCGUACUCCAGUGUACAGUAUACUAACACUUGGUCUCCUUAAAUUUCCAAGAUCACUGAGUGCUGGCAUGCUGCCUUGAGACGUUCAUAUGUUGUGGCACCAGGAAGAUCUAGAUACAGGCAAGCAGAAAACUCGGGCUCCCAUGGGAAGGAGGCUUCCCCUUGUAAAGGGCUGAGGAUCCUUGAAGGAACAUGGUCACGGUCUCCAGGGGAACCCAAUAAGCACUAACAGGAAGGAAUUUCACUAUAAGUGGCCACCUCCAGCUAAUUUUCAGGGGAAUAGUGGUCUGAAACCCUACUCUACCAUGCUGGGAAAUAGCCCAGGAUUUUCUCACUGCUUCUGUCAUCAUUUACCUGUGACCCUAGACAAGAUACUUAAGCCCUCAGUUUUUCAUCUGUAAAAUAAUAGUGCCUAUGUGAAUCUCCAUAUUGAUUUGAUAUUUUCAUUCAGGGUUCAGUAGGGUCAAGUUUUCUCAAAAAUAAGAGAAAUUAAAAGGUUCCUGAGAAAACUUGUUGUUUUCUCAGCAGAACAAACAAAACCAGAAUUUAACUCUCAGAACUGAUAAUAAGCCAAAAUUUAAAUGGUUACCACUUUGGUCAUGGGCAUUCCAUGUGCUUUUCAAAAUAAAUGCCAAUAAAAACCACAUUAACGCUCUCUGUA
Molecule: messenger RNA, 1900 nt
Organism: Balaenoptera ricei (Rice's whale)
Lineage: Eukaryota; Metazoa; Chordata; Mammalia; Artiodactyla; Balaenopteridae
Gene: PTCD2
Product: pentatricopeptide repeat domain 2
Exons: 10
Coding region: 16-1158 (380 amino acids)
Biological process (GO): multicellular organism development; regulation of mRNA processing; mitochondrion organization
Cellular component (GO): mitochondrion
Molecular function (GO): RNA binding; protein binding
Source: RefSeq, a predicted model, not a curated record